Messenger RNA from Daphnia pulicaria, 993 nucleotides. RefSeq lists its product as uncharacterized. The transcript has 7 exons. The record is from RefSeq and is a predicted model, not a curated record. Lineage: Eukaryota; Metazoa; Arthropoda; Branchiopoda; Diplostraca; Daphniidae. Gene Ontology annotation, cellular component: membrane. The coding region runs from base 138 to 812 and encodes 224 amino acids. Gene Ontology annotation, molecular function: growth factor receptor binding; growth factor activity. Gene Ontology annotation, biological process: positive regulation of cell population proliferation; positive regulation of protein autophosphorylation.
CAAAGGGGGGGGGGGAACCACGGUUAAUCUCAAAGGCUCAAACAUUCAUCGACACGGUAGGUUAUUACUAACCCUUAACCGGAAAAUUUAUACAGUUUUCCAUUCACUUUUGAUUGAAUCACAAGUGUCAAGGAAACAUGGCUGCCAAUAUGUCCUUCAUUUGUGUUUGCUUAAUAUUCAUUCAUCUAGUUUAUUCAGGAUUACCUUUAAAAUCAACAAAAUUCAACAGGCAAUCGAAAAGUACAUUGCGGAGUUACCAAACUGAAUUCUUUAACGAGGUUUUCCAAGACCAUUGGGACCGUAAAAUGAGAACUCUUGAUCCAGAAGCAAAUAAGAGUUUGUCUGCUACUUGUGACGCCAAAGCAAUAGCUGCCGAAAACAGGAACGCAAAAUGCAAACCGCGUCUUUAUGUUGUCGCUUUAGAAAAAAUUGAAGGUUUCAAGAUCGAACCGAGUCAUGUAGAAGUCAUGCGAUGUAAAUACAGUAAAUGUAGCAGUUCAGCCCAACAUUGUCUACCAUCAACGACUCAGAUACGAAAACUUUCGGUUUAUGCACUUAAAGAGCCCGCCUCGAAAACGAAGAAAAAUGGUUCGACAACAUGUAUGCAGAUGGAAGUCGAGGAACACGUCAGUUGUAAAUGCGGUUGUCUGAUUAAGCCGAAAGAUUGCCAGAAGCCUGCGAUCUACUCCAAAAACAACUGUCGUUGCGAGUGCCCCAACAGGAGCGAGGCCCAUACGUGCGAGCAAAACGGCUUUAAAUGGAAUCAGUCUAUUUGUCGAUGUAUCCAGAGCUCACCACUGUCUACGGAAUGAGGUCAAACUAGACCCAUGUUCUAUAGAGAGAGAGAGAGAGCUAUAUCAGGCCCGAGGCCUGGGGACCGACGCCGGUUAUACAAUCUUUUUAUUUUUCCUUUUUCCCAUAUGGGCUGCCUACAAAGUCUGUCUGUCGUAAGAGUCUAAAAAAAAAAGGGAAAAAUAAAUAGAAAUAAAUUUA